AUGAAGUUGUACAUCCCUGGCGAGAUUCCACCUCAAUGCCAGCUCUAUGCUACCAAUACCGAUGUCAACAACGUCACUUUCGCCGUCUGUCCCGUCACAAAACGCACCAUCAACCCCACACAUAACCUCGCAAGCCGCCAACUCCAUCUUGCGGACGUCUCCAAGUCGCAUAUCUUAGCAAUACGCGACACUGCUAUGUGCGAAGCACCAACCGGCUUCGACGAGCGCCUUGCCUGCGGGAAGUUCGACGGGUGGUUCGUCCUUGCAUUUUUCAUACUAUUCUCCAUGAUCGGCUUGGCUUGGAUAAAACUCCGCAAGCACAAAACUCGUCGACUCGACGAAGAACAUGGGACUGCUACUUGGCCACGCCUUUCGAAGGUGUCAACUAAGAGCACCGAAGCCAAACUGAAGCCACAAGCUUUGAGGAUAUCAACUAACCGAUCCGAAGCGAAGCUGAGGGAGAAAAUUCGCAAAGCACAUGAGGAAGACCGACAUUUGGAUGAGGAGCUCAGCACAGAACAAUACGAAUCGGUGGCUUGGAGGAACGCAUCUCACCGUGCCGCACGAGCAAAUUUUGGGGGAAGUGUCAAGCAUGAUGCUGGACCUGUUGGCAUGCUGCCAGAAUUACCUGCGGAGCUGCCUGCUUAUCUUUUCGAGCCGUCAGCCCCUCGCUAA
Molecule: messenger RNA, 675 nt
Organism: Letharia columbiana
Lineage: Eukaryota; Fungi; Ascomycota; Lecanoromycetes; Lecanorales; Parmeliaceae
Exons: 1
Coding region: 1-675 (224 amino acids)
Source: RefSeq, a predicted model, not a curated record